Molecule: messenger RNA, 1806 nt
Organism: Closterium sp. NIES-67
Lineage: Eukaryota; Viridiplantae; Streptophyta; Zygnematophyceae; Desmidiales; Closteriaceae
Source: the annotation of a GenBank genome assembly
UAAGAUUUGUCUACAGAGCUCUCGUUACUUCUCAUUCUUAGUCAAAGUGACUGUUCCUUCAUCAGCUUCUUAGUUUAUCAGUCGUUGCUCAGUUAUACUCAUCCACCAUGGCCGGAGGUAGACGCGCGGCUGCUAACAAGGCUAUCGAUUGCGAGAACAACGUUGAGCCAGAUGUCGUUGCUCUCCCGACCAAGGCCGAGGUUCCGGCUAAGGGCCGCGGUAAGGCAACCAAGAAGGCUGCUAACGCCGAAGUCGACAACGCGCUUGCAGAACGCAGGCCAAGCAUUGAGAACGAGCUUCUGGCGCUGACAGCGAAGCUGGAGCAAGUGACCCUGGAGAAGCAAAAGAACGACCAGAUUCUGGAGGAGAAGAACGCCGCGCUUCAGGCCAAGGCUGAGGAGAACGAGCGCCUGGCUCGUGAGCUGAAGAAGCUCCAGAAGAUGAAGCCGUUUGAGCCUGUUCUGGACAUUGAUCUCUCUCUUGAGAGCGAAGACGGCGACAAGAAGGAUAAGGAUCCUCGCAAGCCCAAGCGUCCGACGUCAGCUUACGUCCUCUGGUGCAACGACGUCCGCGAGGAGGUGAAGGAGAAGAACCCCACCGCCUCCGUCACGGAUCUCGCCAAGAUCUUCGGCGAGAUGUGGAAGACCGUCUCCGCGGAAGAGAAGCGGGUCUUUGAAGCCAAGUUCAACGAGGAGAACGAGGCGUACAAAGUGAAGAAGGCUGACUACGACAAGAUGAUUGAGAGAGAGAACCGGGAGCAGGCUGCACUCAAGAAGCUUCACGGGGACAGGAAGAAGGAGGCAGCGUUGAAGCUUCUCGAGCAGUAUGAAGCUCACCAGAAGGAGGUCGCCGAAUCUGCUGCGAACGACAAGAAGAAGACCAAGGACCCUGAGAAGCCCAAGCACCCGCUCUCGGCCUUCAUGCUCUACUGCAACGAGCGCCGCCCGCUCCUUGCCGCGGAGCGGUCGGGGGAGAAGCGCGACACGAUCGAGGAGUCGAAGCUGCUGGGCGAGGAGUGGAACAGGAUCAAGGGUACCAGGAAGGUGGAACGGUUCGAGAAGCUGGCGCUGAAGGAGAAGGAGCGGUACAUGGCGGAGAUGGAGGUAUACAACGCGAAGAAGCAGGAGGCCGAGGAGAAGGUAGCGACUGCAAAGCAGGCUGAGAAGCAGCGGCGACACGCUGAGGACAUGAAGGAGGCGGUCGCGCUGCUCGAUCAGGAGGACAUGGAGAGGAAGAAGCUGGAGAAGCAGGUCGCCAAGCAGGUGGCUGCGGGCUCUAAGAAGCAGCAACCAGCACCUGCUGCUGAGGCGAAGAAGGCGGCCAAGGACCCCAACAAGCCCAAGAGGCCCAUGUCUGGAUACCAGCUCUUCUGUUCUGCUGGUCGCGCCAAGCUGGCGGAAGCCAACCCAGGCGUGUCGUUCGGUGUGCUGAGCCAGCUUCAGGGCAAGGCUUGGGGCGAGCUGUCGGAUGGUCAGAAGGCGGAGUGGAACAACAAGGCAGUUCCCGCCAUGGAGGCGUACAAGCAAGCCAUGGAGAAGUAUAAGGCCGAGAACCCCACAGCUGCCGUAGAUGACGAGUAGAAUGAUGUCACUCAUGGGUAACGGGUUUCGGAGGGCUUCCUUGGCCCCCUCAUUCAAUAAUGCUAGCAUGCUAAGUUAGGUUCUGUAAGGCCGGUGAACAACUUCCUUAGCUGAGUCUUGUCUUGUUAGCUGGCCCUUCUCCAGGGUCUUGUUCAUAUUAUACUGUCUAGAACAAGCCUUCAUACUUUCUUAAUCAGCAGACAUUCCUAUCGCUGGAAGAUUACUG